AGCAGUGACGUGACACCUCACUAACCGCUCUUUCCGAACGUCCUUGUAAGCCAUAUUCUGUGAUAUUAUUCAUUGGUUAACAACACUUUGAGUGUGGGUAGACGCGUGACUAGUUUAUUUACACAGAACGUUAUAUAGACGGUAUGUAUGUCGGGCCAGAAGAUCAUGCCUCAAGGAUUAUAUAGGUUGUCGAAUAUUGUGCACUGUCAUGUCCAUGAAGGAGUGACGCACGCGAGGCCCGCUGUUUACUUAGAACCUCUCAUGCGUUGAGGACGGAAGGGAUUUCGAAAUAUCAGCGACGAACUGGGAUGAAUAUCGUCCGCAUUGUGUCUGUAUAGGGGCGUUAUGCUCCACUGUGUUCUCACCCGGUCAUAGGUCACAGGUUAGCGGGUCGGUUAUACCUCUACAUCCGGGAUCUACUCAACCUAAGGGUGAAUUGUCGACAUUUUGCCACUGCUCAGAAUGAUUUCGCUGAAGACUUUGUGGAUUAUUCUACCAUUAAUCACAGCCUCAUGUGCUUACGAGGUCUGUUACAAGAGAAGUUACGGUAGCAGCGUUAGACAACUCUACUGCUCCGACUCGUGUUGCGGGACAAGCUACAGCCGAUACUGCUGUACACGGUACUCGUAUACCGGAAUAUACACAGGAAGCGGGUUCGGGACCGUGGGCCUCAUUGCCAUCAUUGUGACAUGCAUCUGCUGCUGUAGAAGGAGACAGGCACAGCAUGGCCGCUUAAUGACCACCAAUCAGCUUGCUGUCGUAUCAACAAGUAAUGUGGCCUCUUUGUAGACGUAUCAAUAUUUA
Haliotis rubra (blacklip abalone) is the source of this 804-nucleotide messenger RNA. RefSeq lists its product as uncharacterized. Lineage: Eukaryota; Metazoa; Mollusca; Gastropoda; Lepetellida; Haliotidae. The transcript is spliced from 3 exons. The record is from RefSeq and is a predicted model, not a curated record. The coding region runs from base 463 to 789 and encodes 108 amino acids.